AUGGCCGUGCGUCGCGCAUCGUGGAGCGCGGCUUGCCAGCCUGGGGACGCCUCGCCGUCGCCGGCGCCGGGGCGCGUGGAGUCCAGCCCGAGCACCCCGAGCGUGCCGCCGAGGCAGUUGAGCCCAGAGUGCGAUUCCGGCCCAAGCCUGGAGUGCGUCUACACCUCGGAGGCGCUAGAUGAGACGGGGAUCCCCUCGAAGACGUCGGAGAAAUCGGCCGAGAACGCCUGGGAGAAGUCUGCCGGGUCCGUCCGCUCCAUGUCGUGGCCUCACGGCUACGCGUGGUUCGUCUUCCGCGAGGAGGGCCCCGUGCGCGCCUGCUGCCGCAGGAUACUGACGCACGAGUUGUGCGGCUGGAAGAUUUUCGACAACGUGAUCUUGUUCUGCAUCUUGACCUCGUGCGUCUUCAUGGCCGUCGACAGUCCUCUUCGCGACCCGCGUGAGCCGUUGACCAGGGUCCUCCGAUGGGGCGACGUGAUCUUCUCCGUCAUAUUCAUGUGCGAGAUGGCGCUCAAGCUGCUCUCCCAGGGCCUCUUCUGGGGCAGGGACGCUUACCUGCACAGCGGUUGGAACUGGCUGGAUGGCACGGUGGUCUCGGUCUCGGUGGUGUACUUCCUGGCGGGCAGUUCGGGCCCUGUGAAGACGCUGCGCAUCCU
Molecule: messenger RNA, 656 nt
Organism: Prorocentrum cordatum
Lineage: Eukaryota; Dinophyceae; Prorocentrales; Prorocentraceae
Source: the annotation of a GenBank genome assembly